Molecule: messenger RNA, 1025 nt
Organism: Patiria miniata (bat star)
Lineage: Eukaryota; Metazoa; Echinodermata; Asteroidea; Valvatida; Asterinidae
Exons: 3
Coding region: 241-819 (192 amino acids)
Source: RefSeq, a predicted model, not a curated record
ACCUUUUUCGACUCAACAGUCGGGCAGACUUUGUACAUGUACAUGCUUGAUAAACAUCACAUGCAUAUGUAAAAGACCGAAUCACACUAAUUCAUUCUCACGUUGGAGUCUGAAGUCGAUGCAAUCUGAGAAGUAGGCUUAGGCGAGUUAAUUGGCAUAAUUAGCGAUGACCAGCAUUUUGAUACGAUCAGCUACGGACUGACCAACAGUCAUAGUGUAGUAUGUAACGGCAAAACUGACAUGGCACUUGGCAAGUUAGGAGUUGCACUUGUCUGCGGAGUGGUGGUUGGGGUUGUGGCAUGGGUUGCCUCCUGGGACGAUAAGUUCACUGUGAGGAAUGAGAUGAUCGUGGCCAGACCAGCCAAGGAGGUGUACGAGCUCAUUGCCGACUUACGGAAGCACAACAAGUACCAUCAGUAUGUCCCAAAGGAAACAGAGCUGUUGCACACUGUGACGUCUGAAGACGGUGUUGAACUGCGAACCUUCCGAACCAAAGAGUCCGUACCGCUUCCGUUUGGGUUCCACAUACCAGUGACUUUUGAUGCUUUGACUAAACUCACAAAACCCAACAAAGAACUCGUUAUUGACAUAGACGUGGGACGGACAAAAGGCUCAUCCAUCUGGACCCUGGAACCAAACAAAGGCACAGCGGGAGAAGGUUCCUCAUCAUCAUCAUCAUUAGGCACGCUGGUCAGGGAAGAAUUCACCCUGGAGUGUAUGUGGAUCACGUGCGGAUUCGUGGAGGAAAAGGCGAGGUCGUCUCAUGAGGAACUGUUUCGGAAUCUGAAGAGGGAUCUGGAUGGAAAAGAGCCCGUUUGAUGCUCUGGUCCAGCAAUGGCAUUCCAAAAACCCGACUGAUGUGGCUUGAUGGCAUAUCCACAGCAAACCUUUUUGAGUUAAUUAAGUACAGUCAGAAAGAUAGUGCCGUAACGCUCUCGAUUGGCCGUACAGAACAGGCGCAAAUCCAGAGGGGGAUUUUGGGGUUCAAAACCCCCUCAGCUCUGUAGUUUUUUUCCCAUAGAAAU